This is a messenger RNA of Acanthisitta chloris (rifleman), 1272 nucleotides long. It is a transcript of the gene MED10, whose product is annotated as mediator complex subunit 10. Gene Ontology annotation, biological process: positive regulation of transcription by RNA polymerase II. Gene Ontology annotation, cellular component: chromatin; mediator complex. Lineage: Eukaryota; Metazoa; Chordata; Aves; Passeriformes; Acanthisittidae. The transcript is spliced from 4 exons. The record is from RefSeq and is a predicted model, not a curated record. Bases 5 to 415 code for a protein of 136 amino acids. Gene Ontology annotation, molecular function: transcription coregulator activity.
GGUGAUGGCGAUGGCGGAGAAGUUCGACUCCCUGGAGGAGCACCUGGAGAAGUUCGUGGAAAACAUCCGGCAGCUCGGCAUUAUCGUCAGCGACUUCCAGCCCAGCAGCCAGACGGGGCUCAACCAGAAACUGAAUUUCAUGGUGACGGGCUUGCAGGAUAUCGACAAAUGCCGCCAGCAGCUCCACGAUAUCAGCGUGCCCUUGGAAGUUUUCGAAUACAUAGAUCAAGGCCGCAACCCUCAGCUUUACACCAAAGAGUGUCUGGAGCGAGCGCUGGCUAAGAACGAGCAAGUAAAAGGAAAAAUUGACACAAUGAAGAAAUUUAAAAGCCUGUUAAUUCAAGAACUGACAAAGGUGUUCCCAGAAGACAUGGCAAAGUACAAAGCUAUUCGAGGAGAAGAUCCUCCUCCUUAAGUUGGCCUUUGAUAGCUCUAACAUUGUCCUGUAAAUUGACACCACUAUGUUCAAACAUUGAUUGGAGAGAGGGGGAAUCCAAGCCCGUGUAACAACUGUACUAAAAAUGGCAGUGAUGGACUGUAAAGCUCCUUGAUGCUUGUUGCUGAUACUGGUCUGAAGCUACUGAAUCUUUCUGAAGCCUUCUACUCAGAGAUUGUAGUUGAAACUUCCUAUGGUAAUCUGCUUUUCUUUGCUGAAAGGUUUUGGAGAUGUAAUUGCCUACAGGCCAUCAAUACAGAGCAUUUCUCACAAAGUGCAUUUCCAGAGCAGAAAACCAUGGGUUGGUUGUUUGUUUUUCUUUCUGAAAAGUGUGCCUCAGGAUUGUGGGCUCAUCUGUUUGUAAGACAUGCAUUUAUUACACUUGAUUAUUUUAUAUUUGUAAACUUCCCUCUUUUAAAAAAUUGCAGUUGACAAACAGUUGACUGCUUUCAUCUUGCCAAAUUCUGCUGAGCAGGAGCCUGUCAAGGGCUGCUGUUCUCAUGUGUCAUAAUGAGUUACAGCCAGGAAAUCCUUCAGAUGUUCUUGUUAUGUUCUGUGAGCUGCACUGCAGAUACUUGAGGAUAUAGAAAGUGAGCAUACCCGGGGACUAGCUCCUCAACAACUUUAAUAUUUUGUACAGUAUUUAAUCUAAGCUUUUGUUUAUUCAUUUUCUGCAAGCAAGUUGUUGAAUAAAAAUGUGAAAAAUUCUAUAUCCUGGUGUUUUGUCUGUUGUAUGCAACUCUUUGGAGUGGGAGAAACUGGGAAAAAACAGCAAUUCCUUAGACUCACAGUGAUAGAAAUAAAAUGUGUAUCAACACUCAGCUGUUAAAAUUUUA